This is a messenger RNA of Necator americanus (New World hookworm), 312 nucleotides long. RefSeq lists its product as uncharacterized. The transcript has 2 exons. The coding region runs from base 1 to 312 and encodes 103 amino acids. Lineage: Eukaryota; Metazoa; Nematoda; Chromadorea; Rhabditida; Ancylostomatidae. The record is from RefSeq and is a predicted model, not a curated record.
AUGCAUCGGACCGUGCUACUAUGGUUAGCGUUGGUCGUCGUGACGUGCUCGUUCGGGAUCUUUUCGCGGACAUCUCUGGAGAGCCGUGACGCGGUCCGACAGCAAAAGCCAAAACACGGCUCUCUCAAACUAUGUCCUCCAGGUGGUCCUUCCUUCCUAGACGCAUUCAACCUGAUUUGCCCGAUGCGGAGACGACGACGGAGCACCGACUCGCUCGAAUCCAGCAGUACUCUCGAAAAGACAAUGCACAAAUGCUGCGACGAGGGUUGCGAAUUCGCAGACAUUUUCCCUAUUUGCAACCCGUUCGGAUAA